Molecule: messenger RNA, 2084 nt
Organism: Larimichthys crocea (large yellow croaker)
Lineage: Eukaryota; Metazoa; Chordata; Actinopteri; Sciaenidae
Gene: rnaset2
Product: ribonuclease T2
Exons: 9
Coding region: 227-982 (251 amino acids)
Biological process (GO): RNA catabolic process
Cellular component (GO): extracellular region
Molecular function (GO): RNA binding; ribonuclease T2 activity
Source: RefSeq, a predicted model, not a curated record
AACGUUGUCACAUGAGGUUUUUGUUACCAAUCAUUUCCCCCUGCUAAAGCCACUACCUGUUUUUCUUUCUCUGUCAGUCACUUAUGCCUGUGCUCAGUGAAUCUUAACAUCUUACAUCUAAUUUUUGUAACGCACAGCCUCAUAAAAGUGCUUUUAGGUGUUGCUGUCGGGGGGUUUUGGGGGUGCUGGAUAUUUAAUAGCUCUGGAUAAAAGCAUCUGUUCAUUUAUGAAUCAAUUCUUUUAUUUCAGGUCAGACAUGAGGCUCUGCUUUCCUCUCCUGCUCUGCCUGGCAGCAGCCCUGUCCUCUGCCUUUGUGAUUUCAUCUCCACACAUGUGGACCAAACUGAUCCUGACCCACCACUGGCCAAGCACCUUCUGUAGUAUGGAGCACUGUCAUCCCAACAUUAGCUACUGGACACUACAUGGACUCUGGCCAGAUAAAGGGAUUGAUUGCAAUUCGUCGUGGCAUUUCAACUCUUCUGAAAUAGAGGACCUGCUCCCUGACAUGAUGAAGAGUUGGCCUGACUUGCUUCACCCUCAGUCUCCUGGAUUCUGGAAGUAUGAAUGGCACAAACAUGGAACAUGUGCAGCUAAAGCACCUGCUCUGGAUAGUCAACAUAAAUACUUCAGCAAGGCACUGGAACUAUACCAUAAAGUGGAUUUGAACAGCAUCCUGAAGAAGUUUGACAUCAUCCCUUCUGAAAAAUACUACUCAUUCGCACAAAUUGAAGGAGUCAUAGAGAACUUCUAUAGCGUCAAACCUAAGAUCCAAUGUCUCCACCCAGAGAAUGCUGAGGUCCAGAUCUUGGGACAGAUCGAGAUCUGUUUCGACCAGGACUUCACCCUCCUGGACUGUGAGAGACAUUUUACCAUGGAAACCAUAUCUAAGGGAGAUUGGGACAAACUUGUACCUGUUGACAGAGCAUCUGGUUUCAGUGUGUGUGACCAUGAUGUGCCAGUUUACUACCCACCACUUAAAUAAGAGGAUAGAGGUUCACAAGAUGAAAUGCAACACUCACUACAAACCCUUUUUCACACACACAAAGACGUACAAACAAAUGUAUUCUUUGUUUGCUAGUCUGCUGUACUGUAAUUUAGCAUGCACGCACACACACACUGAUUAGCUAUAAUUUUUUGAUUUUUUCAGGCUUCACAAUGAACAUCAUAGCUUUAAUAAAUAUAGCCUAAUCAGUGCAACAUUUCUUUGCCUGGGAUCACCUUUAAGUGCAUUGUUCUUUCUAUGUCCUACAUACACACACACACACACACACACACACACACACACUUUCCACUACUACUUAGUGCUUUAAUGGAAUUAUGUCCCUUCCUGACUCUUACUAGUGGCUGAAUCUGAUCCCAGCUCAACAGGGGCAUUGUGGUGAGUUCAGGUCAGGCAGGCAGACAGACAGUUCGCUGUUCUUGUAACUUGUUGGCACAUGAGAUGAGCCUUUUGUCGUAUUUGCAGGUGACUUUUACUUCAUUGUUCUUGACUGUGUCCAUGUCACAUGCUAGUGCGUGUCCUGUUGUACCACACCUGUGUGCUUAUGUGCCAUCUCUUUUUUGCAGAGGUUAUUGGAUUUUUUUUAGUCAUUACAUAAAUACUUCAUCAGAUUUAUGGUAAUUAAAUGAAUGCAAUAACCUACAUAAAAAAAGCUGGCGUUCUUUAUUGUUAAAUCACUAUUAUUAGCUGCUAUCUAAUGUUUGCCAAGUAUACCAGCCAUUUUUAUUUCUAUCUCAGGAUAGCUGAAAAAACUACUGCACUGAUUUUGAUGAAACCCAUUAAAGUUUGGAGCCGAACUAAAUCACAUGGGAUGAUACACAAAUUAUUUGUCUUUAACAUUGCAAUACAUAAAAUGCUUAUUUUUCCAAGGACGUAGCAGAUGUUUUGCUAGACACUAUUUAAUCCUCCACUGAUUUGUAGGCAUUGAUGCUGUUUAGUAUUUUUGUACAUAGGUGAAUAAAUUACGUGUAAGCGGAAAAUUAUCGUCACAAGAGACAAAUGCUGAGGUGUGAAAUGACUGAGAUCAACAUUUGUACUGUCAUUUUUUAAUGUCAAUAAAACAUUUGCCAUGUUGCCAACCUGC